Messenger RNA from Penaeus vannamei (Pacific white shrimp), 839 nucleotides. The record is from RefSeq and is a predicted model, not a curated record. Lineage: Eukaryota; Metazoa; Arthropoda; Malacostraca; Decapoda; Penaeidae.
GGGGGCUGCGUCGAGUUGGCCGUGAAUGUGCCUGACGUGCAUGACGGGGCAUUCAAAGGUGGCGCGCGCGAGGGGGGAGGGGUGCGUCGUCUGCCGCGGGAUCGAUCCCCGAGCAGUCCCCGCAACACACCCGGCCUGCCGCCGCCCGCACUGUUGACCUUGUUCUGGGACAAUUUUCUUAGCAUUUAGACCGCGCGGUGAAAGUUUUCCUAGGGGGGAAAUCUCUCUUUUUUAGAGGGAGGGAGGGAAAAGUCUAUUGCUUUUUCCCUAGAUGGAAUUAGGAUAGCAUUUUUAAAAAUAUCAUAAAGUUAUACGACGUUAUUACUAGUUCUAGUUAUUUGAAAAGAUCGAUUUGAGGGAAAGUAAAUAGUGUCCGAAACAAAAAUAAAACGCUUGAAAGCAAGUGAAAAGAGUGGUCGGCGGCUCAGCUGGGCUUCACGUAUGUGUUCAGAAGGGAUGAAGAUGGCAGCCUCAAGGUGUGGGUUCACGCGUCUCCUGUUGCCCGUUGCCAGAACGACCUUAAAUACCAGGAUCAGAACGUUCCCAUGCUCCUCAUCUACACAGCCAUGCCUUGCCUUGGGACUUCAGAAGCAGCAGUUGCCAUUUGCAACAAGUGCCUUGACAGCAAGCUCAGAGAAAGCCGAACCAUCCUCAGAUCUUCUGCUGAGUGAUUCCUGUGUUGCUAGACUGAAGGAGAUCCUGGGGAAUGAGGAUAAAACAUCCUUUUUGAGAGUAAUUGUGGAAGGUGGCGGUUGUUCAGGAUUUCAGUACAAGUUUGACAUAGACACAGAAGAACAAGAGGAUGACAGGUAAUGUAUAUGAAAAAAAUAGACAUGGUA